CUCGGUUUUCCUGGUUGUAGCUGUCAAUACUCAAAGCUACCGUUUUGGACAGCAACCGAUGCCACCAGUCGCCGCCCUGCGUCGCCCCCAGCGAGUUUUAUUCCGCCUCAAAACAAGAAAUCCUGUUGGAGUAAUCGCAGUCCACAGCGCCGGGGUCUCCUCCUCUCCUCUUGUGCUGUGUGCAGUCCGUCCGUAGGUGUGGACUAUCCUCUCUUUAUCUGUGGACCUCCGGUUAGGUGGUCCCUGUAGCUGGGCCGGCGAUGGCGUUUAGGAAGGCUCUGAAACGGACGGCUGUGGUAGGCGGCGGGGCGGUCGCCGCAGUUUUUGGCCUAUCGCAGCUGAUCGAGUACAGGAAGACACAGCACGGAUUGGCUCGGUUAGCCCACGUGGCAGCAGAAGCAGAGCUGAAGGUUCCCUUUGCGGACGAGCUUCCCUCUCGGCAGGCCCAGCUCGCGGCGCUACAAAACACUGAGGAGUUCGAUGUUCUGGUUGUCGGAGGAGGGGCCACGGGUGUAGGAUGUGCCUUAGAUGCCGUCACACGCAACCUGAAGACUGCCCUCGUCGAGAGAAGCGAUUUCUCGUCGGGGACAAGCAGUCGGAGCACCAAGCUGAUCCACGGUGGAGUCCGCUACCUCCAGAAGGCCAUCAUGAAGUUAGACUACGAACAGUACAUGAUGGUGAAAGAGGCCCUCCACGAGCGAGCCAACCUCCUGGAAAUUGCGCCCCACCUAUCAGCGCCACUACCCAUCAUGCUUCCUGUUUACAAAUGGUGGCAGUUGCCUUACUACUGGGCAGGGAUCAAGAUGUAUGACCUGGUGGCUGGGAUCCAGUGCCUGAAGAGCAGCUACGUCCUCAGUAAGACCAAGGCCUUGGAGCUCUUCCCCAUGCUGAAGAAGGACAAGCUGGUGGGAGCCAUCGUCUACUAUGACGGGCAGCACAACGACGCCCGUAUGAACAUGGCCAUCGGCCUCACCGCCGCCCGCUACGGCGCCGCCGUCGCCAACUACACUGAGGUGGUCCGCCUGCUGAAGACAAACGACCCACAGACCGGCAAGGAGAGGGUGUGUGGCGCCCGCUGCAGGGACGUCAUCACAGGACAGGAGUUUGACGUGAAGGCCAAGUGUGUGAUCAACGCCACCGGCCCGUUCACAGACUCGCUGAGGAAGAUGGACAACCAGGAGACCCAAAACAUCUGCCAGCCCAGCGCCGGCGUUCACAUCGUCAUCCCCGGUUACUACAGUCCUGACAACAUGGGUCUGCUCGAUCCGGCGACAAGCGACGGACGUGUCAUCUUCUUCCUGCCCUGGGAGAAGAUGACUAUCGCCGGGACGACCGACACGCCCACCAACGUGACGGCCCACCCAAUCCCGGGGGAGGACGACAUCAAUUUCAUCCUGAGUGAGGUCCGCAACUACCUCAGCCCUGACGUAGAAGUGCGUCGAGGAGACGUGUUGGCGGCGUGGAGCGGCAUCCGUCCCCUGGUGACCGACCCCAACUCCAAAGACACUCAGUCCAUCUGCAGGAACCACAUCGUCAGCAUCAGUGACACUGGACUGGUCACCAUCGCCGGUGGGAAGUGGACCACCUACAGGUCCAUGGCUGAGGAGACUUUGGAUGCAGCCGUCAAAGCCCACAACCUCUCAUCCGAACCCUGCAAGACCGUGGGUCUGAUGCUCGAGGGAGCCAAGGGCUGGACGCCGACCCUCUACAUCCGCCUGGUGCAGGACUACGGACUGGAGAACGAGGUCGCUCAGCACCUGGCGUCGACGUACGGAUCAAAGGCGUUCGACGUGGCCAAGAUGGCUCAGGUCACGGGGCAAAGAUGGCCAAUCGUGGGGAAAAGACUGGUGUCCGAGUUCCCUUACAUCGAGGCCGAGGUGCUGUACGCGAUCAAGGAGUACGCCUGCACAGCCAUCGACGUGAUCGCCCGACGAACACGCCUGGGCUUCUUGAACGUGCAGGCGGCUGAUGAGGCCCUCCCACGCAUCGUGCAGAUCAUGGGGAAAGAGCUGGACUGGAGUCAGGAGCGGAAGACGGCGGAGCUCGACGCUGCAAAGAAGUUCUUGUACCACGAGAUGGGCUACAGGUCUCGUUCUGAGCAGCUGACCAAGACGACUGAGAUCAACCUGGACAACCAGGAAGUAGUCAGGUACAAGAAGCGUUUCCACAAGUUUGACAAAGAGAGCAAAGGAUUCAUCACCACUGUUGACGUGCAGCAAGUUUUGGAAAGCAUCAAUGUUGACAUUGAUGAAAACGCGCUCCAUGAAAUCCUUAAUGAGGUGGACCUCAACAAGAACGGACAAGUUGAAAUUGAUGAAUUCAUGCAGCUGAUGAGCGCCGUGAAGAAGGGACAAGUGUCUGACAGCCGUCUAGCCAUUCUGAUGAAAUCGGCGGAGGAAACUCUGGAUAAGCGAGGGCCGGUGACGGUGGACCGGAGCGGGGGCGGCGUCUGAGCCCCUGAGAUGAGGGGGGGGGGGUUUCAAGGAUGCCAAGAGAACCUUCUGCUCCUUUUUCAAUGUGGUGGUGACAAAAAAUAACAAAAUGGGCUCAUGCAAAUGGAGCUAUUUGAAUGACAAUAAUGCAAUCAAGCGCAAGCAGCCGGAUGAAUUUGGCCAAAUCAAGUGCAGACCUGCAUCACUCCUGAGUGUUUUGGGUGAAAUAGUAUCUAAUGAUUGAGGUUUGUUUUUCAUGAAGUCAGAGAGUCGAUCCUGUCUGUCUGUCUGUCCUCUCAACAUCAGGUGCCUCUGAUUUUACACAGCGCACAAUGUAUCUGUUUUAUACUGUCUUUUUAAUCAUUGUCUUUGUAGUGAACAUAAUCGACACUGAUUGUUGGGGAAACACUGUCCUCAAUGCGAUGCAGCUUUUUCAGAUUCGGUUAGGCUUUAUUUCACAGCUCCAUCAUUUCCUCAUACUUACCUUCAAGUUUCCUGGAAGGAAUGAUACAAAUAGAGAGAGAGUUCACAUAACCUAGAGUCUUUAGAUCCUUUUCUACCAACGCUCCUACACUUUUACUUAAGAGUUAAAGGCGAGUGAGAGCUUCUUGAUGUCAGCUGUUUGUGGCUCUGAGGAGAACGUCUUUAUGUAUAAAAAAGAUAAUUGCGUAAAAAAAAAGAUUUAUAGUUAGUAUUUAGUAUUUAUACUUAAUAUAAAGGAAGCUCAGUAUACUUUGGUUUGACUGAAGCAGUGACGAUUUUUAAAGGAUUAAUGAAAAGACGAGAAAGAAAGAAAGAAACAGUAAAGUGUAAAAGUCAUCACUGGGAUUAUAGCAGUCCAAAAAUGAGUAUUUACUUUAUAUUUAGUUAGUAACAAAUUAGCAAAUUCUUUCCAGGAAACCUUCUAUGAAAUUUAAAGAAAUGAUGGUCCCCUAAAAUGAAGCCUCACCGAGUAUUUCUACGUCAUGUUUCUGAUCUUUGUGUGUUUUCCAUCUAUUGCACUACUAGCAAACUAAUACUGAUACUGAGGUUUACACGACCAGGGUUCCAGCUUUAGCGUUACUGAUGAAGAUGCUUUUUAUCACUGCUGCUGUUCUUUCCUUAUUUAUUUUUAAAUCAUGUAUUCCUUUUGUCUCAUGCACUGCAGCCGUUUACAGACAGAAAUACACUUACAGAGAUUAUAGAUUUAAAAGCAGGAUUUUAAAGGGACUUAUUAUAUGUUUGAGUGAUUUUAUUAGGUGGAUCGCAUGCUACGUGUUAACUAUUCUCUAAAUAAUGUAAUGCAAAAUCUUUAUUUUUACAACGUGUUUGACGUGGAGUUCAUUCUAUUUACUUCCGUGCUUGUGGUGGAGAGCAGAGAGAAAUCUAAAAUGCUGUAUGAACGCACAUCCAGUCCUUCUGAUAUUAUAUAAUCCUGCACGCUCCCAGCUUCACUGUUUAUAUGUGAGAAAAUAAGAUGUUUUUAAACCCAUUAUGGACAUUUCAGCAUGUUUUAUCUGCAGCUUUUGUGUGAUUUUUCAGGAAGGCAAUGCACUGUAUGAAUGUAUGAUAUGUGCCUUGAUGUGCCUAAGACAUUUUCACAAUGCCACACUCCAUGUUAAACCAAUACAGGAAUUUAUGUUGUAAAGAUAUUUAAAUUGUUAUAAAAAGAAUAGUAUUUAAAAUGUAUUGUAUGUCAGUUUUUAUUUUUAGAAGGAGCUGCCAUGUUGGAGGGGUUAACGACCAGAAUCUGACCAGUGUAAGUCAAAAAUGACACUUAUUUUGAAGGGCUGGGUAUCAAAGCACAGGCAGUCUGAUCUGUCACCUAAUUUACUUAUUGUUCUAUAUAUAUAGCUCAUUUUAAAUCAUUAUUUUACAGUAUUUUAUUCAGACACAGGUCUUGUAUGGAUGUUUGUGUUUAGACAUUUAACAUUUAAAGGCCUGGAAAAUGUCUUAAUGUGUAUUCUGUUAAUGAACAGACUUGCCAGUUAUUAUUUAGUAUUUUUGUUUUGUAGUAUUAUUUAGUAUUUAGUAUUUUUGUCUCUUAGCUCUUCUAAAUGGUGACGUCAAAUACUUCUGAGUGGGCCCCCUGUGUGUUUUUAAUGCAGGUUUUGGGUCUGAAUGCCCACUAUAGCAAACAAACAAAUAGUUUUAUUGGCAAUACUGCAUUUUUGCAGCACUGAAACUCAGGUAUUGGAACCAGUAUCCAAAAAAAUAAAGAAAAACCCAGACGAAUUUAGUUUUUUUGUACUGUGCCAGCGUAGAAAAGCCUCUGAAGCAGCAGUCAGACCAUCAUAUGACACUAAAACUAACAAAAAGUUAUAUUACGUUACUGUAGAUUACGUGUUAGGUUUCAUUCCUCCAACAUGGCAGCCCUCUGUUAAAGGUUUUAUAUUGUAAAAGACGUGUGACUGUGCUUCCUUAUUGCCUUCAUAUUAUGAUUUAUAUUCAGAUUUUCUAUAGACUUCUUCUUACGCAGAGAACAGAAUCAUUCCAUACAGGUUUCCUCCCAUGUACCAAACACUGUAACUGUUACUGACGUGUGUGUAUCAGUGUGUGGUCACAUGGGGGUUCGGCUACAAUACCUCGGCGCUGAGGACCCUUCAAACUGGCAACGCCGGCCCCGUCAAGCAUCGCUCGUGGGCAGCACGACUUAAAACCACAUCCUGAUGUUUGAUUGUCUCCUUUGGAUGAAAUUACAGCUUUAUCCAGGCUCAAAGAGAAUCAUAUUCCUACUCCUUUUUGUUUUUUACUUUUCACGAAUACUGUAAGAAUACUGUGAGUCAGUCUUCAGGUAAAAAAAGAAAGAAAAUAAAGCAAUUAUCUAAUUAAA
Morone saxatilis (striped sea-bass) is the source of this 5244-nucleotide messenger RNA. RefSeq names its product glycerol-3-phosphate dehydrogenase 2 (mitochondrial) (gene gpd2). The transcript has 19 exons. The record is from RefSeq and is a predicted model, not a curated record. Gene Ontology annotation, biological process: glycerol-3-phosphate metabolic process. Gene Ontology annotation, cellular component: mitochondrion; glycerol-3-phosphate dehydrogenase (FAD) complex. Gene Ontology annotation, molecular function: calcium ion binding; glycerol-3-phosphate dehydrogenase (quinone) activity. The coding region runs from base 261 to 2453 and encodes 730 amino acids. Lineage: Eukaryota; Metazoa; Chordata; Actinopteri; Moronidae.